Messenger RNA from Melampsora larici-populina 98AG31, 931 nucleotides. RefSeq lists its product as uncharacterized. The transcript has 4 exons. The record is from RefSeq and is a predicted model, not a curated record. Lineage: Eukaryota; Fungi; Basidiomycota; Pucciniomycetes; Pucciniales; Melampsoraceae. Bases 299 to 931 code for a protein of 210 amino acids.
UCCUCUUCAUUACCAAUCCUUUUGAUCAUUGCUCGGAUAGACUUCUCUCAAUUCGACUUCCGAGUUACUUCAUGCUGAUCGAUUUUGCUUAAUCAAUUUCUAAACGAUCCGUAUUCUGCACGAUUGAUCACAAGAGUCAUCCUUCAUCUCUUUCGCGAAUCAAUAUAUCGGUCAAGUCCUCUUCUAAACAAUUGAUCCUACGAGUCACUCAAAUCCUCAUUUCAACCACUUCGAUUUCAAAUCAUCACUAAUAUCUUCCUGUUCAACCAUCAAGGCUAUUAAAAACCGUGAUUUCAAUAUGACCAAGCAAAAACCCAAAUACCGGGCCAAAUCAACCCAGCUUAAGCGUUCAAAGGAUCAUAAGGAUCGAUUGAUUGCUAAAAGUGUCGAGAAAAAAACUCAACUCCCCACUCCACCACCUGACCCUCCGACUGUUGCGAGUGCUACACAAUCAACAACUAGCAACCGGGCUCGCAAGCGCAAAACGUUCAAAGAGAAAGUCAAGAAGAAGUUUGGUCUACCUGACGAUGUCACUUUCAUUCAUCAAGCCAACCAUGGUAAAAAUAAACCGCUCACUUUAAAAACAGGAACUGCUGUGAUCCUCAAUCUGAACGGCACUAAAUUGAUCACAGUCAUCCGGUUCAACACUCAACAAUAUAUUCAAUCCAACGGUAAAAAAGUACAAACUGAAGAUAGUGAGCAAUUGUUCAAACAGUUUGGACGAUCUAUUUCAACCCUUUAUAACCAUGGAGUAGCAAGAAACCAAAUCACAACCAAUGGACCAACAGUUGCACUUGGGAAAAGAAAACGAGGGGAUAUGUUUGCAAUUGGGAUGAGAGCUGGAUAUUGGAAGGGUGUCUUUGGAGGUGUGUAUCUCUGUAUUUUCUGUAUUUUUAUUUUGUUUCCAUCUGACAAUUUGAGAAAUAUCUAG